Messenger RNA from Colletotrichum paranaense, 810 nucleotides. RefSeq lists its product as uncharacterized. Lineage: Eukaryota; Fungi; Ascomycota; Sordariomycetes; Glomerellales; Glomerellaceae. The coding region runs from base 1 to 810 and encodes 269 amino acids. The transcript has 4 exons. The record is from RefSeq and is a predicted model, not a curated record.
AUGGUGAACCUCGCCAUUGCCGGAGGAACUGGCGGCGUUGGGCGUAGCAUUGUGGAUGCACUCAAAAAUGACCCGAGACACUCCACCAUCAUCCUCUCUCGUACGGAAGCGCCAGAUGAUAAAGCUGGAGUCUCUGUUGUGGCAGUUGAUUACGACGACAGAACGUCCCUGCAGACGACCUUGGAAACCCACGAGAUCCACACCGUGAUAUCAGCUCUAGCCCUCCACAUCAUUGGGGUUGGCCAGGCUCAAAUCAACCUCAUUCAAGCAGCCGACAAGAGCAAUUCAUUCAAUUGCGGGUGGUUCCUCGACUAUUACGCAAUGCCCCAUGUCGAGACAUACAUUCCGCAAACAACCUUUGUUGUUGACAUGGCCAACAGGCAAGCAUCCAUACCUGGAGAUGGAAAACAAAAAAUGACAUUCACCUAUACCAAAGACGUCGCCAAAUUCGUCGUGGAAGCUCUCGACCUAGCCACAUGGGAGCACGACACAUAUCUCAUUGGCGACGAAAUGACCUGGGAAGAAUUCAUUCCAAUUGCCGAAGAGGCUCGUGGAGGGAAGAAGUUCCAUGUCACAUACGAUAGCGUUCAGAAGCUCCAAUCUGGCGAGAUCACGGAGCUGCCAGGCCAGGUUGCUGCAUACUCGUACUUCCCGAAACAGUGGGCUCAACAGCUAUUCUCCACCUUUGGUUUCUGGGUCACUGAAGGUCUCUUCGAUUUCCCAAAGGAUAGGGCCCUGAAUCAUGUAUUCCCACACCUAAAGGUUACUGAAGUGAAGGAAAUGCUUCAGAACUCAUGGGAAGGUCGGUAG